Messenger RNA from Octopus bimaculoides (California two-spot octopus), 737 nucleotides. RefSeq lists its product as uncharacterized. Gene Ontology annotation, biological process: heterophilic cell-cell adhesion; cell communication; establishment or maintenance of epithelial cell apical/basal polarity. Gene Ontology annotation, cellular component: extracellular region; protein-containing complex; plasma membrane. The record is from RefSeq and is a predicted model, not a curated record. Gene Ontology annotation, molecular function: chitin binding; calcium ion binding. NCBI's taxonomy places the organism in Eukaryota, Metazoa, Mollusca, Cephalopoda, Octopoda, Octopodidae.
CACCGGACAUAUUCAGAGGAUUCUGUGAGUUCAUUUUCACACCGGAGCUCCGUGAGAUUUUGAGUCGCUGUUCAAUACGUCGAUUAGCGUCACCUCUACAGGGGCGAGUGGACUGGUGAUAUUUAUAUAUACUUUAUAUAUAUCUAAAAUCUCAUAAGACAAUUCUUAAUAAGGCAAUCAGCAUGCUUCAAUCAACCGGUAGAUUCCUGCUCUGCGCUUUUCUUGCUACAAUAAUUUCUCCAAUUGUAGCAGACUAUGUAAUCGAUGUGAAGUUGAUCAAGUUUGAAAAUUACAACCGUUUACUUGCAAAUGGGCGCACAUGCUCCAAUUUCGGAAGUCAACAAUGUCAAACAACUCUUGAAGUUUGUGCUAGACCUGGUGAUAGCUCAACAUUGUGUAGUUAUGGUAACACUAAAACAGGAGUUAUCGGUGAUAAUGUCAUUGAUUUGAAUAAGACAUUUAUCGGUUUCACACGUAAUCCGAUCACGUACCUGGUUACACAGCCCUUUCAGAGCUAUUGCAGCCAAGACUACUAUGGUCCAAACUGUGCCAUCAGGUGUUAUAUUCCCAUCAGCGAGCAAACGAGGUUUCAGUGUGGUCCUAACGGUGAAAAGGUCUGCAAGCCUGGUUUCACUGGUUCAUUCUGCAAUGCCGAUGGAAUUCGUAAUACUCGCGAAACUAUCAAUGUCUAUUUUAUUUUAGCUAUAACGAUGUUGUUAAUUGAAUCCAUUUCAUAG